This is a messenger RNA of Cetraspora pellucida, 226 nucleotides long. The record is from the annotation of a GenBank genome assembly. NCBI's taxonomy places the organism in Eukaryota, Fungi, Glomeromycota, Glomeromycetes, Diversisporales, Gigasporaceae.
UCGCAAUAAUUAUUCCAAACAAGAUAAAUUUUAUUCCAUGGGCAAAUGAGAUUGUUGGAGAUCUGGAUUAUGAAACACUAGCAGGAAAUAAAGUUAUUAUCAAUGAAUUGUUGAAACAUUUAAAUGAACAUGGAAAAAAUAACGGGCUCAAAGGGUUUGAACAAGUUAAAGCAAUACAUUUGGAUACUGUACCAUUCUCUGUUGAAAAUGGACUAUUAACUCCAAC